Molecule: messenger RNA, 1027 nt
Organism: Diachasma alloeum
Lineage: Eukaryota; Metazoa; Arthropoda; Insecta; Hymenoptera; Braconidae
Product: RWD domain-containing protein 1
Exons: 4
Coding region: 111-836 (241 amino acids)
Biological process (GO): cytoplasmic translation
Molecular function (GO): protein binding
Source: RefSeq, a predicted model, not a curated record
CGUGUGACAAUCAUCGGUAUUUUUCCUGCACCGAGUGCAGUUAAAAAUACAGGUGUUUAUUAUUUAGUUGAAUUUUUGUUAAUCUACAUGCUUCAUUCGUACAAUUCAUCAUGGAUCACAAGGCUGAGCAGCACGACGAGAUCGAGGCACUCGACUCCAUCUAUUCCGGAGAAUUACAGAUUAUAGAAACCGAGCCCCACUACAAAUUCGUUCUGCCGAUAAAAUCCGAAGAAUACGAAUCAGACACUGAGGAUGGUCUAGCUUGUCAGCUGGAGUUCACGUACACCCCGAAGUACCCGGAGGAGCCCUUGCUGAUAAAAAUCGAGAGCCCUGAGAAUUUUGAGAGCUGCAAUGAACAGCAGUUGAUCGACCACUUGAUGGAGCAGAUGCACGAGAAUCUGGGGAUGGUCAUGGUGUUCACGUUGGUGAGCGCAGCCCAGGAGUGGCUCAAUGUCCAGUGGGACAACAUCAAACUCCAGAGGACUGAGAGGGCUGCCAAGAAGUUGGUUGAGGAGGAAGAGGCAGAGAGGAAACGAUUCGAAGGUACGAGAGUAACAGUCGAAACAUUCAUGAACUGGAAGAAGAAAUUUGACGAAGAGAUGGGUCACACCAGACGUCGAGAGCUUGCUCUUCUCCAGGGAAAGAAAUUAACUGGACGCGAGCUCUUCAUGACUGACAAUACCCUGAACCAAUCUGACCUCAAAUUCCUGGACGAUGGAGAUGCAGUCAAAGUCGACGAGAGUCUGUUCCAAAACCUCGACGAUCUCGAUCUCGAUGACAACGACGAUGAUGACCCCGAUUACGAUCCCCUGAAGGACUCUGGAGACAGCAACUAGAUAACGAAUUAGUGGUCCAGUGUGAAAAUUCUGGAAUUGAUUUUCUUUUAUCAAGAUAUUCCCAUCUGUAAUAUAAUUAUCUAUCCAUGUAUGUUUUUAUAGCAAAUCCGCAAUAAUUAUGUAAAUAUUGAAAUUUUUUUGUGUACUACAUUUUUAACUGUUCAUGGAAUUAAAAACUUCUUAUUCAUGAA